GGAGGAAACAUGCGGGUAGUUCCUGACUGUGAGUCAUCACUGGUGCCCAGACUGACAGACUCAAAGUUGUUUCUAGAGCGAGGGAUUUCUUUUUUUUCAGUCUCUUUUCCACCUUUUGGACUCAACAUAUAUAUACAUUGCCGUUUUUUUCUCGAGAUAUCACUUCACACGAUGUCUGUUAUGGAAUAUCAGGGCUGAGUCACAUCCUCGCCCCAGGACACUACCAGAGAGCCCUGAAUUUUCUUUAAAUCAAACACACUGCACUUCAGUCACACUUUCACCAUCAAAACAUGGCAGCUACUGCUCUUGUUACAGAGAACUUUAAGUUUGUGUCCCUCUUCUUCAAGAGUAAAGAUGUGAUGAUCUUUAACGGUCUGAUCGCUCUGGGAACUGUAGCCAGCCAGACUGCAUACAACGUGUUUGCUUUUAACUGUCCCUGUUCCUCUGGGAGAAACUACCGCUAUGGCCUGGCUGCCAUCGGCGUUCCUGCACUGGUACUUUUCCUCGUAGGAAUAAUGAUGAACAAGAGCACCUGGGAUGUGGUGUCUGAAUGUCGGCUCAGAAGGUGCCGGAAGUUAUCUGGAGCUGCAGGUUUUGCACUACUGGGAACCAUCAUCGGUCAAGCUGUGGUCGCUCCAUUAACCUGGGUGGUCAUCUCUUUGCUGCAGGGUCAAGCGUACACAUGUGCCCUCAGUGAGUUUGUAGACCCCACUACAGUGGAGGGCUUCCCCUCAGAUAAAGGGUCAGAGGUCAUGGCAAAAUUAUCAUGCAAAGGAAGUGUUUCGGAGGAGCUGCAAGGCUUCUGGGCUGAAAUUGAGCGAGGACUGAAAUACGAAUCUCAGCUGUUAGGCUGGCUGCUGGUGGCCGGACUGUCUCUAGCAGUAUUCCUGAUGCUGUGUAUGAAGCGGUGCUCUUCUCCACUUGGCUACCAGCAGGAGGACUACUGGUCUCAGUUCCGAUCUCAAGAAAAGACCCUCUUCCAACGCACAGCAGCUGUCCACGCCCGCCUUCUGGCUGCAGAGAACAUUAAGAGCUUCUUUGGCUUUGUAGUUUUAGAUAAGGAAGAGAAAGAGCAGCUGGCUGAGCACCAGAGUGCCAGUCCUGUCUGCAGCACUAAAUGGAACAGAGUAACUGGAGUCUACCUUUACAGGGAGAAGAAUGGACUGCCUCUGUACAGCAGGCUCAACAAAUGGGCCACGUACAGCCUGGAGAAUAAUGUGGAGGCCAUGGACAAAGAGAUGGAGUUGUUCAGCUGACAGACUUUGUUGUGUACGGAGGAGAAGAGCUGCCAAAAUCUAAAAUAAAUAGUUAUGUGCCUUAAUGAUUUAAAUGUACCAAAAAUUUCAUUUUUAAUUGUGUUGGCAUUAUUCUGUUUAUAAAUCACAACAUAUUAUUAGUUUGACCUUGGUCCUUAGGACAAUCCCUUUUGAAAUGUAUAUUUUCUAGUUCAUUUCCUCUUUUAACUAUUAUUCAAUCAUUUUAAAGUAUUUUUAAAUUUAUCUUGAAUGUAUUUUAAGUUUAUCUCUUGAAACCUAAUGUUUUUAGAAUGGAAGUAUGUUAGUAGGGGUGCUGAGGUUGUGCCCCCUUCAAUCAGGCAAAAUGAAAACCAUCAGCUUAUGAAAACAUUUAAACUCAGCAGUUAUGAGCUUUGAAAUCCUUUUUCAUUGUAACCAAAUUCUGAUUCUAAGCUUUGAACAGUUCAGAGCUCACGUCCACGUCGAUGUGAACUUUGGAUGUUGAGUUUGUUGUACGUUGAAGUGUAAAAUAGUCUAUUGCUCAAUUUUUUAAAAUUAAUACCAUAUGACUAUUUGCAGCAGGAACUAUUUUGUCAUCAUAUAGGCCAAGAAGGACUUCUAACUAUGACUGACUUUUAGCACCCCUGAUAUAUCAAAAUAAAAAUAGUAAAAAACAAAAAUGAAUUCUGUAAAAGGGGUAUGGGAAAGACAAUUAAUUAUUUUAUUUUAGGGAACAUUUAAACUUUCCCAACUGCCCCAUUUUAUAAAGAUUGUAAAGGUAAGAAGUUAUAAAAUAAGAAAACGUCAAGUAGAAAUGUAUCUAUAAAUGUAUGCCUACAUUUAUUUUUAAUGCGAUUAUAGUACACUUGAUGUCAAAUCACUUAUUUAGUUAUUUUGACAUGUAGCUUUUGUCCUCAGUGUGACUCUGAUCAGAAAAGAAUGGUGGGAUCAUCAUUUUUAGGAAAUAUUUCUAUGAGGGGACAAGCAGAUUUAUUUCUUUAUUUUCAUAUGUUUUUUAGGUUUUACUUUUAAAUCUUAAAUGUUUUGAGUAUCUUAGUAUUUUCCUGAUCACAUUUAUAUUCUCUGAAAAUAAUAUUCCAAACUGUACCCAAGUGUUUUAAGUGUGAUACAGAAUAUAAAAUGUAUACGGAGAAUAAGUGUGGCAGGUUGUGUUUCAGCACGUCCCCAUUCAUGGAAAAAUGUUACAUGGAUCUCCUUUACACCUGUUUUCUUUCUUUACAGGUGAACUCAUCAUGAAAGGAAACUAAGGUCAAGCUUAUUGGUACCAAAUGUAAAUGGAAAAAAUAGAUUUUAAUAAAAUCACAUAAGAUUCUUCAUCAGAAGUGGGACAUCUGUUUAAUAUUUUCAUUUGACUUACUGUCUGAUAAAAUGUUUUACUCCAAGUUUACACACAUCUUUUAUUACAGGACAUAAAACUAUAAUGUUGUCUUUUUGUAGGAUAAAAUAUUGAAUUAAAAAAUAUUUUGUUUUAGCAUGUAAGCUGUGGAUAAAUACACUACAAGACCAAAUACAACCUGUUUGGUGGUGCAUUAAGUACAGAUUAUGUUUGCAUGUUGAAGAAACACUGAUAGAGUCUGACACAACAAGUUUGAUACAUAUUGUAAUAUUAUAUUAGAAGUUUAAACUAAAAAGAAA
This is a messenger RNA of Labrus bergylta (ballan wrasse), 2891 nucleotides long. RefSeq names its product calcium homeostasis modulator family member 2. Gene Ontology annotation, cellular component: plasma membrane. Gene Ontology annotation, molecular function: monoatomic cation channel activity. Lineage: Eukaryota; Metazoa; Chordata; Actinopteri; Labriformes; Labridae. The record is from RefSeq and is a predicted model, not a curated record.